GACGCUGUGCGCUUCACACACGGAGCCUGCCAGGGGGAGAAUUUUAACAUAAUCGCAAGUAUAGAGGGGGCUGAUCAAAGGGGGGAUUACAGGCCAUAUUGGAAUCCACCUAGGGAUUAACCUAAUAAGGAGAGUCUCUGACUUGCACUCAGUCAUCCUGGAUUAGGUCCCACUCUAUCCUUAAUGUAGAUUGUUAACACAGCUCAUUAGUCAGAAGGUUUAGGGUGAUUUUAUUUUAGUGUAUACCUUCAGAAUGGAAAAAGUGACUAGUAAACCGGACAGACCUACAAAGGGAAAAACGGCCUCGGUAGUUUAUUUUUCCUGCUCUCAGUGUGGCUCAAAGCUGGCUAAAGGUAGUUCUGACGCAGGUACCUUAUGUGCUUCAUGCUCUGGUGCAUCAGUGACAGAUCAGCAGGGAGGUUCCGCAGAUCAGCCGACGCCCCCAUGGGUUAAAAACAUGGUGGACGCCAUUUCAGAUUUGCGUCAAUCUAGGGAGACUGAAUCUGCUCGGACUCAGGUGGAGCCUUUAUGGGCCCAAAAUAUGGGAAAGUGCCUCACUGAUUUAACUCAAUCUUUGAAUAAGUUUGUAAAUGCUGCCAGCAGUUCGACUGCUACUAAACGAUCGCAGCCGUUACCUGCUAUAGCAUUUCCAGGUGAGGAGGCGGACACCCUGGCAUCUCCAUUGGAGGAGGGGGAGGUAGAUCCUGAAUGGGAUGAAGUUUCGGCUUGGGAAGAUGAGGAACCUUCUACUAGUUCAGGUGUUAGAUUGUUAAUAGAAGCCAUUCGUCAGACUCUUAAUAUUCAGGACACGGUGGUAGAGGAAACUCCUUCCCCCUUCUUCGAACGACAAAAGAGACAGGUUACGGCCUUCCCUUCUUAUUCUCACUUUGCGGAUAUUUUAAAAGAACCCUGGCUUAAACCGGAUUCUCGUUUUCAGGCGCCUAAAAAGUUAAGAUUUCUAUAUCCUUUUACAGAGGAAGAUACGAAAUUUUGGGAGACGGCCCCUAAGGUAGAUGCUCCUAUUUCACAUCUAGCAAAAGCUACGGUUAUUCCGUCGGUACAGUCUGUGACCUUAAAAGACGCUACUGAUAGAAAGAUUGAAGCAUUACUAAAAUCUAUGUUUUCUUUAUCAGGUGUUUCUCUCCGUCCAGUACUGGCGAGUGCCUGGGUACUUAAGGCCGUGGAUGAAUGGCUUGCACAGGUGGUAUCGGGAAUGCAGUCGGAUGAUCCGUCGGAAGCCAUUCACGUAGCGGAACAGAUUUCGGAGGCACUCACUUAUGUGGGUGAAGCCUUGUUGGAUUCGGUUGCGCUACAGACCCGGGUUUCAGCCUUGACAGUAUCUGCAAGACGCUCUUUGUGGCUUAGAGUUUGGAAUGCUGAUUCUGACUCAAAGCAAACAUUGACGGCUGUGCCUUUUGAAGAUUCCCAAGAAGGGGCUCUUUCAGAGGAAGAGGAUAUCAGGCUAUUCGCAGACCGGCCAGUAAGCCUGCCGACAAACCUGAGGCAUGACGUCUCAGGUCCCCUGGAGGGAUCAAUGAAGGUUGGGGCCCGGUUACUUCAGUUCAGGGAAGUGUGGCUCCUAUCGAAACCGGAUCGGUGGGUAAUGGGGGUCAUUUCCAGAGGAUAUAUGUUGGAUUUCGAAGAGACGGUCCCAACCCGACUAUUCAUAACACCUCUCCCAGACGAUCCCUCCAGACGGCAAGCUCUUCUUCAGGCAAUCACAAAGCUCUUACAAAAUGGAGAGUCGAAAACUGGGAAGCAGACUUUUUGA
This is a messenger RNA of Pseudophryne corroboree (corroboree frog), 1771 nucleotides long. RefSeq lists its product as uncharacterized. NCBI's taxonomy places the organism in Eukaryota, Metazoa, Chordata, Amphibia, Anura, Myobatrachidae. The record is from RefSeq and is a predicted model, not a curated record. The transcript has 3 exons. Bases 254 to 1771 code for a protein of 505 amino acids.